GUUAGUCUCUGUCGUCGUUGUUAUUCUUGUGAAAACAUGAGUAAGAAACGUCGCAGCGAGGACUCCGGCGAGUCUAACGCUAAGUUAAAAAAGGAGGAAGUCGCAGAGUUCAAUGGUACCGUUUUUAAAGCGAUGCUGAGGGAGCCCACCAAAGCUAUGAAGGGGUUGGGGAAAUUCGUAUCCACGGCAAGGAAACUGCCAUGCUUAGAUUUGUAUGACGUGGUUGAAGGCUAUAUCAAAAUUUCUAUGGAGUGUGCUGAAAUAUUCAAAUUGCUGGAGGAUGACAAGAAAAUGGAAAACCAGGUGAUGCUGAUCUUUGAGAGCUUGGAGAUGAUCCUACUGAGAACAGCCAGUGACCUCUCUCACUUCCUCCCAGUUGGAAACAAUAUCGUGAAAAAGAUUGUUUCCAGCUUCAUGAAAAAUCUUCAAACCUCCCUCUAUUCUGAAAACUACAGGUUUGUCCGACAGUGUCUCAGUCUUCUGUCUGCCAUGGUGUCCCAGGGUCCAGAUGCUGCUAGAGAAGUUUUCAGCCAUGUUCACUUUAAUAAGGGCCUGUCUGCAUUGGCAAGGAGAAAGGACAAGAGGGGAAAACCUGAUGUUCGCAUGGCUUUUAUUCAGUUUGCUCUCUCCUUCUUGGUGUCUGGUGAUAAUGCAACAGUUGGACAAUUGUUAGAGGUCAAAGAGCUCCUGCCAGAGAUUAUAUGUUCUGGACUGAAGGAGGAUCGGCUCUCCAUAGUAAAUCUGGUUUUAACCACACUGAAGAUGAAAGUUGUACAAAACAAGGCUUUAAGCAAAACGCAGAAAGUGCGUUUCUUCACACCUGCUGUUCUGUCAAACAUAGCAUCUCUAUACAAAUGGAAUGGGAUUGUGGAUGCAAGCACUGAUGAUUCGAUGAUGGCUGAUAACCCAGAGCAGGGUGGGAUAUUGGUAAUCCGGGAGCUUGUUCACAAUUUUCUUGUGGACCUGUGCUGCUCCCGUAAACAUGGAAUCAGUUUCUAUGAUCCCAGCUUUGGAACAGCUGGAAGAGCUGGCAACAUUGUCUUACUUCAAUUCUUAGUUGGGCUAAAGCAGGCCACAGAGGACAAACUUGUGGCAGAGCUGGUGAUCAAUAUACUCAAAGCUAGUCCUGAUGUUCUGCCCAGAUAUUUCAAGGAAACUCAAUAUUCCUACACUCCACGCGCCAAAACCACCUGGCAGGACAAUGUCAAUUUACUCAAAAAGAUCUAUGAGGCUCAGCCACAGAUUUCUGUAGUCUUCCAAACUCAUGAAGUCAUUCCGCUACCUCGCCUGCUCUCCAUGAUUAUGGUGACAUCUGUACCUCCUGUCUGUAACAAGGCAUUCUUCACACAGGGCCUUAAUUUUGCCAACACAGCGAUGCAGCACACAACCCUCUCCAUGAUGUCCUUCAUCUUGAAAAGAGCCCAUCAGAAUGUCGAGUAUCUUUUGGAUAAGUCUGUGUGGCAGGGCUCAGACAUGUACACUCUUGAAAUGAUGGAGCAGUUGGUGCAACAAUACAGAGAGGCUCUAAGCAAGAUUUUGCCAGAUAUGACAGGCAUUGUGUCAAAGUGGCAGUCACUGACAAAAAAGGACAAGGCAGAUGAUAAGGGAAAGGAGGAAAAGAAGGAAGGCAGCGCUGAAGAGAAGGAUUCUAAAGCAGAAAUCCCAGGUGCUGAUAGUGCUGAGGUCAUCCUGCUGAAGGCUCUUAUUCUCCAGGUCAUAUGUCUCUACCAGAAGGUGGUGCCACAUCUUGUUAGUCAGUGCAAAUUUGACUUUAGCAAGCUGUUGAAAGGGAUCGUUUCAGAGAAAGGCAUGAGGGAAGAGGUUGCUCCUGUUUUGCAGUAUCAAAUUCUCCAGCUAGCCUUGGAUCUUCCUGCGAGCAAGUUUUGCUGGUUCCGUAUCCAGGACACUGCAGAUAUAGAGUCAGCAUCUGGGGAGAAGUCGGUUCUCUACCUGCUUCUCAAGAUGUUUAGCAGUAGCAGUAACAGCCGCUUGAAAACCUUCACACAGACACUGGUCCUCAAAGUGCUUAAAGACAGUGGUGUCUUCGAACACACCUGGAGAGAGCUUGAAGUGUGGCUCGAUCACCUGGCUAGACUGGAGUCAGACCAGCAGGAGACCGUCAUCCUCUUCCUGGAAAGGGUGCUGGUGAGACUGAUAUGCAAUCCUUACACAUACACGGAUAAGGUCGCCGGCUUGGUUCAGGAGGCAGCCUGCAUUCUCACUAAUUUGAGUGGCCAAGAAGGAGAUGCUGUCAGUAUCCCCAUCUCACACAUAGAUGAUGUGCUAGACAUGGUCGACGUAAUCAUGGAUGGCAAUGAGGGAGAGAUGGAAGAGUUUGGGCCAGCCCUAAGCGAAGACCUCAUCAUUCAGACUUUCCCCUUCAGUGCAGUGGUGCCCGCUGCUCUGGAGGCUCGCAACAAGCUGCCAAAGGAGAAGGGUGUGAUAUGUGAGUACAUGGCUGCAGUGCUCAUAGACGUGCUACACUCGCAGAGAGAACCACUCCCUCUCUGUCUGGCUCUACUGCAGUACGAUAAAGAGUUUGUGUCCUCCGAACACACUGCUGAUCCUCACCCCUCCAUCAUGCUCCUUCAUGGCUAUUACUCGAAAUGGCUGCCCCAACAGUGUCGGGAGGAACUGUUUAAGUCAUCUGAAUGCCAUUCCAAAGAACUACUAGCCCAUGCUUCCUUCACUGCAUCAAUCAGAGAAGCGUAUAGCCAAGACCCCAUCACUCUCUUGGAGGACUCCUUCAGGAUGAACAUGGAAGAGUCUCUGGCUACCAUGGCCAUGGCUGAGUUCCCACUGGUCAUCAAGCAGACCUUACUCUACAUCAAAUCCACAGUGGACAACUUUGGCACAUUACCCAAAGACAAAGGAAUUCCAGUGUUACGGGCCUUAAUGGGAAUACUGCAGGAAUUGGUGACCAAGCUGCAAGGAUUCCAGGAGACCACAAAUUCAGAGCCAGUGGCAGGGGACCCUCAAGAGGGCUCAGACCUCUUCCUGGAGGUCAACCAGUCAUUUACAAUGGAUACCAACAAAGAGCAGAUCAUUGCAGAUACACUUGACUCCAUCUUCAAGCAUCCAUGUCUGGAGCAGUGGUUUCUGGCUUUGGAGCUCGCUGCUUUGCCUCCUCACUCUCUGAACCCUGUCAGGCUGAAGCAGUUGUGUGCCCAGCUGAGUGGUGACAUUCUGGCCUUGCUGAAGAUCAGCGGCCCCACCCUUCACAACAUGGGUCACCUGGAUCUCCUGUGUAGCUACUUGGGAGCUGUGGGGAGGGCUGUGAUGAAAGAGCUGUUGGAGAAGGGCUCCCAGGCACCAGAGAGACAAUCCCAGCCUGUCCAAGCCUUCUUGUCUCUGCACAGCUACAUGGACCCAUGUCUUUCGAGGGAGGUGGUCUCCACCUUUUUACUGCUUCCCCAGGAGUGUCUCAUCAUCUCUGGUGAUGGUGGCACAUCAGCCGAGCUCAGUGCGUAUGGUCAAACAGUCCUGCAGGUCCUCACAGAAAGCAACUCCAACACCUCCCAGGAACACUGUCUCCCUCUGUCCCAGCAACACAUCCAAGGCCUAAGCACCCUGCUACUUUCCUGCUCCAGCCCCACAUUGGAAGCCUUCCUGCUUCAGAUACUGUCCAGUGAGCCGGGCAGUGCCAAACUCAUUCCCACAGAUGUACUGUUACACUGUAUCCAGCGGCCUCUCCCAGCUACCCAGGCCAUCAGCUCUCUCUUGUUGGAGAACUGCUCAACCCACCGCCUCUGCUUUGAGUUGUGGUGCCUGGAGCCAGCCAACCUGGAGAGGUUUUCAAGCCAAACAGACACCUACUUUCCGCUAAUCCAUGCCUACCUACAGACAGCAAGUAGGGAGGAUCCUGCCAGACCCAAAGACGUGAAAACAAAUGUUCUCAAAGCCUUGAAGCAAGCUCUGCUGACCAAGUUGUGCAACACUGUACUGGUUAACCAUACAGCAGACUCUCUGGCUCAACAUGCUCAAACUCUGGGUAGCCUGAUAAAGCUGGGUUCAAAUUACAAAGAUAUCAAGGAGUUCAUCAAAAACCUGCCGACAGCCCUUCAAAUGAUAGAUGGUUUUGAAAGGUGGCAGCUAGUAGAUGUUGUUGGUGAGAAGCUGACUGAUUUUCCAGAGGAACAAAAAACCUGGAGGAAAUCUGUGGUCACUGCUGCCCUCAAGUGGCUAACUUCCUCUUACAGUCACUUUAAAGACUAUGUUAAUGCCCCAUCAGCACAGGAGGAGAGCAUCCUAGAGAGGGUGCAAAAUAUUCUGACUUUAACCGAUGAUAUCACUCCAUUUGACUGGAACACUUUUGUCAAGACUGGACUUAAAUAUCGCUUCAAAGACCACUGCUUUCUGGAUACCCUGAAAAACCUUUUGGAAGUGAUGUAUGGUGGCACGGAGCCCCCCAAAGAUCUGCUACCUUUAGCCACCAUUCACAUGAUGAUCAGCAGCCACUCUCUGUUUCUGCCCACCAUGCUGGGCACUGAGAAUUGUCCUAGUGGGGACCCCCAGACCAAAGAAGCAUUAGUGUCACUUCUUCUCUAUCUGGUGAAGAAAUGCCCAACAAUUUGCAAUAUCAACCAUUUCGUUGUUCUUUUGGGGGCCUAUGGUGCUACUUUGAGCAUUUCAGAUCAGAAACUGUUGCUACUACUACAGGAGUAUGAAAAGAACAGCACAAGUCUACUUAAAUUUCAGUCCCUCUUGUGGGGUCCAGCAGCAGUGGAGCAUCACAAGACCAGGAAAAGCCUGGGAGCAUCAUUAUGGCAGCAGACUAGUUCUGAGGACCUGUUAGCGCUGCUUAAUUCUGACAGGAUGCUCCACACCAUUGCACACUACCCUCAACAACGCCAGAUCAGCCCUGAGGAGAGCAAAGAGCUGGUUUAUAAGGAAGCUGGUGUGAAGGACCUUUGUAAUUUAUAUGACCCCUGUUUCCUGUUGCCUCUGUUCAGCGCUAUGCUGCAGCCAGAGUGUGUGGUUGACUGCCUCAAGUUUGUAUCCAGCCAUGCCUUUGGGGUAUCCGUCAUGGCCCUAAGUAGCAAUGACCCUAAGGUAAGAGCUGCAGGCUACUAUGUGCUGAGUUCCUUCUACCAUCACCUUGAAGGCGCUCUCUUCAGGGAGAAAAGACAGCUGCUGUACUUGAUGGACAUCGUGAAGAAUGGUAUUCGGCAGCAGAAUCUAAGACUCCCCUCUGUGCAGACCACAUAUAUUGCCAAAGUUGCCCAGCAGAUGCUCAAACCUGAGGACCAUAUGUACGUGGUGUUGAACAAGUUCCUGCUGUCCCAACAAAGUCUGGACUUCAGACGAGUUCCCGAGUUUUUCAAACUCUUCUACAGCUUUGACUUGGAGCACAAGGCAGAACGGGAGUGGAUCCUGGGUGUGCUUGAGCAAGGUUUAACUGAUCAAUACAGCUAUGAACUAUGUGACCAACAAGGCAUCUUCCAGACCCUGUUGGGCUUCAGCAGCAGUCCCCUGUGUGAUGAGCACACCCAGGCCCAAAUCAUCAGGGUACUGCGCCAGGCUGCCCAUAUUAACAAAGCUGCUUAUAACCUUGUCAAGGCCCAUGGGCUCCUGCCCUGGAUAAUACAGAUGUUGGGAAGAAGGCAUCUAAGCCAGCAUCUGUUCUGCACCAUCAUAGACCUGCUCCACUCAUUGUGGUUUACCAACCUGGCGCAGAAGGAGAGGCAGAUAGAUGGAGCCAGCACCUCAUCAUCUAAAGAAGUGAAACCUCAGAAAGCAACAAAGUGCCUCCCGCUCCCAUUCAUAAAUGAAUUCCUAUGUGUGGCAUCCAGCAUCAUAAAACAUCUGAAGAUGGGUGGGAAGGCUGCUCAGCUCAAGCAGUUUCUGCAGAUCCUGGAUUCUGCAUUAAAGCAUCGUGCGACGGCUCUCAGUGUAAACAGACAGGCUAACUGGCUCACGCUCGAGCCCAAGGCUGUCUCCUCUGUUGAAGCCCUCACCAUGCUACAAUGCUGGGCCUCGCUGUCCCGCAAUGCAACACUCCUCAACAGUUUACAGGCUGUGGCUGAAAAACACAGAGUGAAGGAAGUACUAGGUUCAGGAAGGGUUAAGGGCAGAGGUAAAGGCUCCUCCCAGGCCCGUACCCUCAAGGAGGACCCAGCAGAUGACGCUGAGAUAAAGAAACAAGAACGGACUCUUCUGACAGAAUGUAAGCCCAACCUCUGCAGCAUUUUUCUUCAUUGGGAGUGUGUGCAUCCUCUCACUGUGCCUCAGAGUAGUCAGACGACCCAACCAAGUGACAAGCAGGACCCAAAUCAGUUGGCCAAUGACACUGCACACCUGCUAACCAAAUGGUCCCUCAGGUUCUUGGUAGAGGGCAUGUAUGAUGAAAACAGAACAAAAGACUUCUUGCAGUGGUUUAACAAGAUUGUGAUACCACACAAAGAAAUUGUGGAGGUCCUGUUACUUGAUCCUGCCCUGAAAGCAGAUCUCCAUAAACUCUACUAUCGGGCCUUCGAAGCCCAAAAUCAGGCCUGUCUUUCUUCAAGGAUUGAAACACUCGAGUUGUUUACCACAAUUAUGAUAUACCUGCUGGAAUUCCAAGGCCACCUUCCAGAAGACCUGCAUCAAGUGGUACUUUCUGCUUGUCUGUCAGAUGAUGUACAUGAUCAGUGCAGAAAGGAGGCUGGGCUGCUGCUGUUGUCGCUUUACGCCCAUGAGUUGUGGAGUGGAGUCAAAUCAACACAACUUUUUCUCUUUCACGUAAACCUUGUGACUGGAACCAAGCUGAAGAGAUCGAAAUCCGCUAAAUCCUCACCCACUCAAACAGCCAUCCAAGCUAUUUGUAAUGACAUUGCCACCAUGAAGACUUGAAUAUAGCUUGUGAGUAGUAUCGAUUUUUGCAAUCACAGAAUUACAUUGUUUCUUCUCAAAGACUGAAUUGAGGGAAGUCUCAAGCAUGUUUACUCCCUUGAGAUGUUUCUUAUGGAGGAGAAAAAAGGAAAAUUUAUUUUAUUGUUGGCAUUUUUAAAGUUUCUGCUAUAAAGUAAUUGAAA
This is a messenger RNA of Lampris incognitus (smalleye Pacific opah), 7013 nucleotides long. RefSeq names its product URB1 ribosome biogenesis homolog (gene urb1). The transcript has 39 exons. The record is from RefSeq and is a predicted model, not a curated record. NCBI's taxonomy places the organism in Eukaryota, Metazoa, Chordata, Actinopteri, Lampriformes, Lampridae. Gene Ontology annotation, cellular component: nucleolus. The coding region runs from base 37 to 6831 and encodes 2264 amino acids. Gene Ontology annotation, biological process: maturation of 5.8S rRNA from tricistronic rRNA transcript (SSU-rRNA, 5.8S rRNA, LSU-rRNA); maturation of LSU-rRNA from tricistronic rRNA transcript (SSU-rRNA, 5.8S rRNA, LSU-rRNA).